GGCGUCUUCGCUCUCCUGCUGGUGAGCGCCGCGGAAGAGGAGGCGAAGAAGGGUGUCAAAGGGAAGAGAGGUCUGGAGUUGGGAAGUCACCAGGAUUACGGACAUCAAAGUGGCGGUGGAGGAGGAUACGAAGAAUCUCAGCAUGGAGGUGAACAUGAGGAGCAUCAUAUUAAGACGGUGACCGUUUACAAGAACAUUCCGGUUCCGUAUCCGGUGGAAAAGAAGAUACCUGUUCCCGUGGAGAAACCAGUACCUUAUCCGGUGCACGUCCACGUCCCUCAACCUUAUCCCGUCGAGAAGAAGAUUCCGGUUCCGUUCAAGGUGGAGAUCAAAGUACCUGUAGCCAUACCAAAACCCUACCCGGUGGAGAAGCCCGUGCACGUCCCGAUCAGAGUUCCCGUCGAUCGUCCGUAUCCAGUCAAAGUGUUAGUUCCUCAACCUUACCCUGUAGAGAAGAAGGUUCCCGUCCCCGUUAAAGUGUACAUCCCGGCCCCGUAUCCCGUCGAAAAGAAAGUCCCGUACCCAGUAAAGAUCCCAGUUCAUGUCCCGAAACCGUACCCAGUAGAGAAGAUCAUCCCGGUUCCCGUAGAAGUGCACGUCGAUCGCCCAUACCCAGUUCACGUGCCCAAACCUUACCCAGUCCCAGUCCUCAAGAAAAUCCCAUACCACGUCGACAAACCCGUCCCUUAUCCCGUCAAAGUGCACGUCGAUCGUCCAGUCCCUUACACAGUAGAAAAACCUGCCCCAUACCCAGUAAAAGUCCCAAUCCCAGCCCCAUUCCCCGUCGAGAAAAGGGUACCAGUUCCCUACGAGAAACUCGUCCCGUAUCACGUGAAAAUCCCAUACGAUAACCCCGUUCCUUACACGGUAAUCAAGAAGGUGCCGUACGUCGUCGAGAAGAAGGUACCGUACGAGGUCAAAGUGCACGUUCCGAUCCACGAGGAAGAACACGAAGGAGGCGGAAACGAAGGAUUCGGAGGUGAGCACGAGUUCUCAGGCGGCUUCGGCGGCGGCCACGCGUCCGAACAAGAGCAGGAGGAAGAACUGUCGGCCAGCCACGAAGACUAA
Molecule: messenger RNA, 1068 nt
Organism: Nicrophorus vespilloides
Lineage: Eukaryota; Metazoa; Arthropoda; Insecta; Coleoptera; Silphidae
Product: proline-rich protein 4-like
Exons: 1
Source: RefSeq, a predicted model, not a curated record